Molecule: messenger RNA, 1140 nt
Organism: Aspergillus campestris IBT 28561
Lineage: Eukaryota; Fungi; Ascomycota; Eurotiomycetes; Eurotiales; Aspergillaceae
Exons: 2
Coding region: 1-1140 (379 amino acids)
Source: RefSeq, a predicted model, not a curated record
AUGCCCUCAAGAAAGGCGAUGAACCGGCCUAAGAAACGCAACUUGGUCCGCUGGGAUGACAACCUAAACGAGAUUCUCCUCCUCACAGUCCAGUCGGUGUGCAACAAGAACGGUAUCAAGAUCCCUUGGGUCGAAGUUGCGGAGACGAUGGGACACAAUGCAACAGAUGGGGCUAUCGUUCAACAUCUGGCCAAGCUUCGGCAGCGCCGAGUCGAUGCCGGCAAAGCUGUUCCUCCACCUCUCCGGCGUGGGGGCGUUGGAGGCAAGGCAGCUGUCUCUUCGUCCCCCAGAUGUGUCCCGGCUACAAGGAAGAAGCGAAAGUCUGAGUCAGUAUCAGACACUGAGAGGUCUACUCCAGUUUAUGUCCAGUACGAUGACGAUUCUUCGGAAGACUACGUUGAGGGAAAGAAGGGUAAAGGGCGGAUAAAGAGCAAACCAGGUGUCCGAGAUGAUUGGAGUACCGCUCACAGAGAGAGAAAACAGGGAUUCAUGUCCGAGGACGAAGAGGAAGGAGAUUAUGACAGCGAGGUGGACACCCCGGGUGAACUGCUGUUUCGAGGCGCCAAAUUCUUGGACCUACCGAAUGAUGAAAGUGUUUCCUCGCCCGUUGCUUUUGAUCCUGUCGCUGCUUCGCCUACUGCCGGACAAGCCCAAGACAGCCGUAUUGUGGUUCUCAGGUAUCGGAAGCUUCCUUCUAUUACAACGGAGGGAUCAUCCCAGCCACUCAGCUCGAGCCCCGUCGAGCCGGUUGCAAUUUACAAUGAGAAAGCUGACCAGUCUUCCUGCUCGGGGUGUGUCGACGCUGAACUUACUACCGCACAAGACAGCUUAGUGUCUCCUAGCAAUGGCACUGGACAGCAUAUCCCAGAGUAUAAUACUAUGUCCAUCAUCGAUCCGCAGAGUGUCAUUCCUGCAGCGGGAUUUGAAAAUGGCCAGUUCGAUCUAUUCCCGGCCACGUCCCAAGAUAACUUCUCGGGUUACCCAUACCCCGAUUAUGGAUAUGGCUUUCAGCCUAGUACGCUUCCCGACUCUGGUAGUUUUUUCCAAGAUCUGUUGGAAUCACCGGAUCUUUUCUGGAACGAGACACAGGAUCAACAUGACUAUGUCGCUAAGGGGGACGGCGACCUGUUUUGGCCUUGA